This is a messenger RNA of Pelagomonas calceolata, 2267 nucleotides long. The record is from the annotation of a GenBank genome assembly. NCBI's taxonomy places the organism in Eukaryota, Pelagophyceae, Pelagomonadales, Pelagomonadaceae.
AUGGCAGCCCAAACGGACUCGCUGCGCAAGUUCGCGAUCCUCGCAUCAAAAGCCAAGAUGCACGCCAAGGCCGAAGAGCUCUGGCAGCGCCUCGUCGACGCUAAUAACGAGGACGGCGCGGCGCGCUACAACCUCGCGAACGCCCAAUCAGCUCUGGGAAAACUGGACGCUGCCUUAACGCACUACGACGCGGCCAUACGGGAGACGGACGACGCCGCACUGGCCAAGGCCUGCCGCGCGAACGCCUCUUGUGCUUGUAUUAAGGCCCAAGAGCCCGAUAGAGCGUUACAAUACUGCCAGGAGAUGGACUCGCCUACCGCAUUAUAUAACCUGAAUACGGCUCUAAGGCAGCUGGGCCGGCAGGACGAGGCCAUCCGGAUAACGUGGGCCAAGAUUUUGGGUGACGCGCCGCCGAAAUUGCGAGACUAUAUCCAGUCAAGGGGCCGCGACCGAUCCAUAACGGUCGUCUGCGUCAAGUGGGGCGCGAAGUACGAUGCGACGUAUGUCAACAAGCUCGCGAGAAGUUGUAGGAGGCACCUGCAAGGGAUGGGGCGCCUCGUGUGCUUCACCGACGACGAUGCAGGUUUAGAUGAUAUUGUCGAGGCUCGAUCAUUACCAACAACAACGAUGAAGGCCUGGUGGCUCAAGGCCUACCUCUUUUCAGACACAGCAAAUUUGACGGGCCCGGUCCUCUACUUAGAUCUGGACACGGUCGUCUGCGGCGAUCUGAGUAAAAUAGCCGCGCUCGCCUCGGGAUCACGCUUCGCGACGCUCGGGACGGCGGCCAUGAGGAACGAGAACAGGUCAGGCGGCUACAACUCGAGUGUGAUGGCGUGGACGGCGCCGCUCUACUCGGAGAUCUGGGCGUUAUUAAACGAGCCGGGCGCCUACGAGGUCAUCACAAAUUGUGUCUACAAGUUCGACCACUGGCUCGAGAUGGUUAUUGAAGAUGCGCGGCUCGUCGACGGCGGCGUCGCGGAGUACGCGUCGUUAACCGGUCCGCCGUCUCCCCAAAUAUCGGUCGUCUGCUUCCCGCUGACGCCGAAGCCCCACGAGGUUUCGGAUGACUGGGUUCUAGAAAACUGGGUCUAAUAUUUUGUCAAGUUAGAACUCGCGGCCGUGCCACCGCCGGUGGUGGUGGUGGCGCGACGGCCCGCGCCUGCACAAUCAAUACACUCUAUCGCGAUCAAAGGCCGGGACGCCGCUUCUUCGACGCUUUCUUUGCUUGCUUUUUUGCGCGAUUUUUGUGUUGUUUUUUCAUUCGUAAUUCAUGUAAAGUUUUCGACUGGGUCCCGCCCUUCUUGAGCGCGUUCUUGCGGGACUGGGCCUUGCGGCUCAGUUGCUCCUGGCGUCUUUGGUGAUACUCCUCGUGGCUCCGGACCUCGCGGCUCUUCUGCAUUUGGGCGCUGCUGAAGGCGGUCAAGAGCGCGACGAGCGCUGCGAGGCGGCGCAUCAUGUUUGUGGCGCUCGUCCCACGCGUGCGCGCCGCUCCGACUCGCGUGCCGUCGGCGUCAGCCGGGCUGCCCACCACCACCCUGUGGGUCCACGGCUCGCGGCUGCGCGCCCGUCCAGUUACGUGGGUCUGCGAGAGUGCUCUAGCCUGACCCCCUCCUUGGGCUGCCCCUUGGGCUGCCUCUUGCGAGCAAUUACGUUCCGUUUUUCUCGGUUAUUUUUUGGUGCUAGCGGGCUGUAAGGCACUAGAAACAGCGCGAGUUUUGCCCGUCGUCCAAGCUAGCUAUACAUCGAGCGGCGUUACGCUGGGACGUGAUAAUCGCAGCCUUACGACCCAUAUCGCUGUCCCUCAAAAUCUUCGGGCGUGGUUCGGCGCUCACCUAAUCUCCCACACCGCUGCUCUACAGUCGUACAGCCUUGGGCAUCGAUGGCGUCCCCGCAGAUGUGCCUUGCCGUGUCCAGAUAACAUAAGCACCACGGUUGGGGCGGCCGCCGCGAAACGCCGUCGAGGCGCCGCCGCGCGCGGGUCCGCGACCGCCGCGUCACGCAGGUACGUCCGCGUCAAGCGGAAAAACACGACGGUCUUUCUUAAUGUAGAGAAGAGCGACUCCUUCGGCGGCAUCAAGGCCAAAUUAGCGGAGAUUUUAGGCGCCGACGCCGAGAAGAUACACCUCUUUACCAGUAGAGACGAAUCGACAGAAACGGUCGACACGGCCUUCGUCGACAACUUCUGCGAGUCCGACGUCGUCGUCUACAUGAAAAUGGACGGGGACAAGGGCAUCGAGGUCGACGAGCCCCCGAAGCCUAGCGCAUAA